Messenger RNA from Olea europaea var. sylvestris, 427 nucleotides. RefSeq lists its product as uncharacterized. The annotation marks the transcript as partial. NCBI's taxonomy places the organism in Eukaryota, Viridiplantae, Streptophyta, Magnoliopsida, Lamiales, Oleaceae. The record is from RefSeq and is a predicted model, not a curated record. The transcript is spliced from 5 exons.
AUGUUUGGAACUGUGAUGUUGGACAAUGGCAUUGUUAAACUCACACUAUUAUCUCCAAGUGGUUUGAUCGGGGAAAUACAAUACAAAGGAGAAAAGAAUGUCCUCAAAUAUCAUCUAAAAGAAAAUAGACGAGGGUAUUGGGACAUUGUAUGGAGCAGGCCACCAGAGCGCAAAAGUUUUUUCUGCGAGCUCGAAGGGACAAGUUUUAAAGUUAUAGCAGAAACAGAAGAUAUGAUCGAAAUUUCAUUCAUGAGAACAUGGAAUUCCUCUGAUAGUUCCUUUUACCCCUUGAAUGUCGAUAUAAGGUAUAUAAUGUUGCGCGGAAGUUCUGGUUUCUAUUCAUAUGCAAUAAUGGAACAUUUAGAAGGAUGGCCCGAUUUAAAUAUUGACGAAGCAAGGAUUACUUUCAAAAACUUGACGAUGCCAC